AGAACAAUAAAACUAAAUCGUUUUACACCAAUAACCUUUUUUUAUUGACGCUUGUAGUGUACGAAGUGUAAGCAGGUAGUUAGAGUUGCAAGUAUCGAGAAUGGUGAUAGCGUGACAUUCAAAGAAAAUGUAAAUAAGUGGAGGGCUUGAGAAAUGCCAAUGUUAUUUAUAUUGAUAAUAUGCUGUAUACCUAUGAUGCUGUCACAUCUGACUUAUCCAAUAAAUUACUGCGACAUGGCGAAAGUGUGCAUCCACGACAGUCGGGAAGUCUGUGGGUCCGGUCCUGACGCUUGCAGCCUACGAAGGUUCAAUGACCAGUGUGAUAUGUAUGAGUACAACUGUGACUAUGGGACCCAUUUCGAGCCGACACCGUGCGAUGUUGUUACAGUAACCAGCAGAGAUUCAGAUACAGAUUAUCUUGAAAAUGUAUCAAAUAAAAAAUAUUUAGUGAAGAAUAAAAACUCUGUUGAGUACAAAAAUGAAUGUUGGCCACAUUGUAAUAGACCAAACUCUUGGAUAACCACAGCUAAAGGAGAAAAGAGAGAUUUCUUUAGAGUAUUAUUGAAUAAUAAAUAAGAUCUGAAAUAUUAA
Messenger RNA from Galleria mellonella (greater wax moth), 591 nucleotides. RefSeq lists its product as uncharacterized. The coding region runs from base 154 to 576 and encodes 140 amino acids. NCBI's taxonomy places the organism in Eukaryota, Metazoa, Arthropoda, Insecta, Lepidoptera, Pyralidae. The record is from RefSeq and is a predicted model, not a curated record. The transcript has 4 exons.